GCCGAGUGCAGCAGCAGCAGUCAGUCUAGUUCAGUACAUCCACUCGAUCGGGCACAGGUCGACGUGUGUUCGCGGGGAGUUCGUGUGUAAGCUCGGUGCGUUUAAGUUCGUGCGUACGGUGAUUCCUGGAUUUCGGAGUGCAGAUUUUGGGGUUUGUUGCAUUUGAGAUUUUGGUUUUAUGGCAGUUUUUUUUAUGUGGUGAUCAGUGUCCGAGUUUCGUUAACGUUGUGGACCAGAAGGCAGCUAUCCAGGUGAAUGCGAAAUCCGAACGGGUUUCCUGCUGGCGCAGAAGAAGAGGACGUUCGAGUCUACCAACGCAAGAAACGUGAAGAAAAACAAAACGAUGAAAAAGAGAUUGUAAAUAGUUUCGAGUAAAAGGAAGAGUUCAACGCGUCUGAGAAGAGAUUGCCAGUUCACGGCGACUUUAAUCCACUGGUGAACACAAAACAGUACAAAAGUAUUACGCGUAACUCGGCAGCGCAUCUACCGCGCACCACCGCUACGCUACUUUCACCCAUCUACGAACGGAGUGUUGGGAAGUGGUGUCGCGGGGUGUUCUUGGACUGCCAUGGUGCGAUCCAAUCCGUGCAACGGUGCGUGACUACGCAACCGAUUCGCGCAUAAGCCUCAACGCGCACAGUAGGUCGCAGCGAGUGCGUGAAGUUUUGAACGCCAAGAAGAUACGGACGGACGGACGGACGAUGAAGAAGUGACUACCGGUUGAGCUUCUUAGAUAGAGACGGGUUCGGCGCACCAACGUAAACGUUAAUUGUUAAUUAUUAUUUGCAAUUUGCUAUUUACUCCUAUGAUUUAUGAACUGUGCACACUGUGGUCGCGCCGUAGUCCUGUGUGAACUUUGCCGCGCAGUCGGCAGUCGUGUCAACAGUGCAUCUCGCUUGAUACCCGCAAGCAGUGAUUAUCUCCUUUACUACGAAUGAUUGCAAACUCUCUGUAGCCUCCGUCCGGCGUUCUGAGGCUGGUGAAGUGGAAUUGAAGUGAAUCGAGAAGCGAUUUCUGUUUUGCAUUACUACUAAAUGAAUGAUCACCCAAUGAUUCGAAAGUGAAUACGCGAGCGCACGGCAUGCAAAGUGUUUCGUGGUCCAGCAGCGACAGCGCCCCCAGACUUCAGCCAAGCGAGGCGGUUAAUGUCAAUUGCUGGGGUGCCCUUUUCGUCCGAGGGCUGAAUAUGUGACAGCUCCGUGGCAGCGCCCAGUUCUGAGAUCUCUACACAGCGUUGCACCGCCCAGCCUGUCGCGCGCCUUGUGGGCAUUGUUUUGCGGGAUGGGAAGCUAGAGGAAGAGUGUGUGUAUGUGUCUGUGGGGAUGUCCUAAUAAGGCGACGAAGACUUGGAACAGGUUCCGCAUUGUGUGAGCCGAGGACUCCCCCCCGGGGCAGCAGCAGUCAGUGGCACGGCGGUGUGACAGAAUGUGCUGGGCAACAUUGUGGACGAGGAUGUGAUUACAAAAGGCACGCUUAAUAAAAACUCGCAUGAUGACCAAAAAACGCAACGACGACGACGACGCAGCAACAAGUAGUGAGUGAGAAACAUAAAAGCAUUAUAAUACAGAAAAUCUAAACAACAUUAAAAAAGACGGAAAUUCGAAGCCGCCGCAGAAUCAACGGAAAACGGCGACGACAACAGCGUGUGGUGCCGAGCGGAUGAUGUUCUUAGAAUAACACUUACUCGCAACUCUUCACCAACUAUCGGCGAACACGAUCUUCUUUGUCGUUACCCGGAAUGGCUCGUAACAAUAAAAGUGCUAACAAGCUUUGAAGUGUGUGUUGAUUUUGGUCCCGUUUUGGCUGCAGUUUUGUUUGGGGAGUCUCAUAUCGGAGGCGAGCACGCUUAAUUCGCCUCAAUUGACGGUUGUUUGACAUUCGACGAUCGCCCCAAACGAUAACAGAGAGACUCCGUUGUUCAACGAUCUGCCCGAAGUGGUGUGAAGUGAGCGAUUUGCGCGAUUCAGGAAAUAAAAGAAAAACAAGUGAUUCGGGAAUUCGUGUGACAAUAGUCAGGCAGUCGACAGGCAGUCAGUGAAUGGUCCAAAUGGUCCUGUCGUGGGUUGUGGUCUAGUGCAGACGCGAAGCGGAAGCUGGUAGUGAUGGAACCGAGAGUGAUCUUUCUGAAACCGAAGAAUAGCCGAAGUGGUAGUUUAAGCGAUAAAGAACCAACCAAUUCUUCCAACCAGUUGGCAAUAGUUGCAACAGCAGCAGCAUCGAAGCCUAGAGCCAACCUUCUUGCCAACAGCAGUAGCACUAGCAACGAAAUCGACGACAUCAAAGACCCAGGAACAGUGGACCAGACCGUCACGAUUAUGGACCAGAUGAACAAUGUGGUGACAACGACGACGACAGUGACUGCCAUAGCCAGUACCGUACAUCAGUCGACCGGCGGCGUGGGAGGAGGAGGAACGUCAGCAACGGGAAUCAUCAUCAGUAGCAACAGCAUUAGUAAAGUAGUUCCACCAGCAUUCUCACGGUUGCCUCCGGAUGGGCAUGAGUUCCCGCCGAACUUCAGCGAGCCCACACCGAACGGAAUGACCGUCGUCACACAGUCGCAGACCGUGGUCGCCUCGGCGAUGGCGCUGGCCAAGGGAGAUAAACAUUCCAGCUACGACGACAUUCCGGACCUACCGAAGAGCCACCCACCGGCAGUGCCUCGCAAAGUAUACCGGCAGGAUCUGGUCCUGAAAGCCUUGGAUCAGAACCACCCGGAACAGACUACCACCUUCAAGAAACCGCCAAUCUUCCCAUCGCCCGCUCGCAGCAACUCGAUGAUCCCGACGGACACCGCCUCGACCACGCUCCCGCUCCAGAAGGAGGAAUCCCGCCGACGGUCGUUCGACAUCCACGAGAUCAACAAACCUCCGUCCAGGAUUAGUUUGGUCGGGUCCAACUGGCGCAAGGAUGAAAAGUCGGAACGCAGUGUUCGCGAUAAGAUUGCUAUGUUUUCGCAUGGGUCGGGCGGAGGUGGAGGAGGAGGAGGGAGUAGUGAUGGGGGAUCGGAAAAUCAAGGGCACCCAACGCUGCGGAAAUAUAGCAAGGAUUUCACUAAGAGUUCGGAGAACUUGUUGGGAAGCGAAAGUGGAUUCGCAAGGAAAGCUGUUGAUCCAAUUGAGGCGUACGCUACUCUGAGGAAGAAAGCCCAUAGCGUGGAGAACCUGGACGAUGUGGAUAGUGUUCAGAAUGUAGCUGAAUUCAGAACGGCGGAGAACGGCUCGUACAAAACCAAAUUUGGACUGGAGACAUCGAAACCGGUAGUAUUGGGUAAGGCAUACAGCGUAGAGAAUUUGAACCCAUCCAAUGGAAUGAUGGCUUCGAAUGGAGAUAGCAAAGUAGAUAAUGGAGGAAUGUUUGGUAAUGCCAAGAUUUUGUCAAGAACCACCAGUUUUUCUGGAUAUUCCAACGGCAAUAGCCUCGCGACGAUCAACAGCAACAACAACGUUGAGGAAAGAAGAAAGUCAUCCAUUACCAGCUUACUCGAACAACGAAAGAAAUCCAUGUCCAAGCUGCGUGGUUUAGUUAUUCCGGAGAAGGUGCCUGAAACGGAAGUGUUGCCCGACUCGAAGAUCAUCGGUCUACCCAUCAUCAAAAGUAAAGACUCAGAGAAGAUUCUCUCAUCGAACGUACUUAACAAAAUUCCAGAGAAUUCGUACAGCCGCAAAACGGCUACACUUCCAACGCCUGCCAAAUCCAACGGGAGCUCAUUCCAACCGAUGAUUGCACCGAAGCCCACCGUCACAGAGCUCGGUGGAACCUACAAAAGCAUUUUCCGUAACCUGAACGGUGCAUCUCCCAAGGCUGACCUGAAAACAGAGAUAGACGAACAAGGUUUCCGGCGACCUCUAGGACCUGUUCCUCCAGCAAAGCCUCCAAGAACGUCACUUGUGUAUCCACCGCCGAAAGGUAUGGACCAACACAGUCACACCACCGAAGAUGAAAGUGACGACAGCGAUUCGGUGAUGAGUUCUCGAAUUUCUUCGCCUCCAGUAUCGCCGGUAGCACCUUCGUCACCUGAGAAGUACGUCCUCACGCGAACACUCAGCUCUGAAACGAACACUUCGAUCACAAGCUCGAAUUCAACGCUGACAUCGAGCUCGGGAUCGCAAGCAAGCUGCAGCUCGGUCGGAAGCACACCAGCCAUCGACAUGAGUCGUCGAAUCUCCAAGUCUUCUUCAAAUGAGAUGACCAUGAACAGAAAGAAUGUUCUAGCUUCUGCCAAGUGCCGUAGCGGACGUGGAGAUUUGAAGAUCGAAGAUGCUGCCAAUGGGAAAGCAAAGCGGUACGAAGACGGUGACAGUACGGAUGGUUACGAAGAGGAACAGAGGAGAAAGUCCAAGUCGAAGCCGAGAGGAUCGAUCGGAAGUGGAAAGUCAAACGGGUUCGACGAAAAAGAACUGACUCACUACAAGGUGGUGGACACGGUAGACAGUAUUGUAGAUAAGGUAAUCAAGGUGGCUUCCUACGUUGAGGUGGUUUCGGAUGUUGAAGAAGACGCUAGCGUAGAGACGGAAGUGGUCGUUCCUAUGCAGAAACCGGUAGAGAUAAUCAAGGAAAAAAUCGGUUUUGCAACGGCGAAGAGCGCGUCGGUGGUAGACAAUGGCUCAACAAACUCCAUGACUGAUCUGGCCAAAUGGGUUCGUCAUGAAGCAGCCAAGGCGAUUGUUGCCAAGGAAGUUGAAACUCCAGCAAGGCCCGAUGUUAAGAAGUUCGCUCGAUCGUUUUCGGAGCAAAUUUCCAAAGCCGCUGAAGAAAUUCAAACUCCAACAAAACGUGAGCUGCGAUCAUCGGUCGAUACAAAGAAGCUCAAUUUGGCAGAGAUUAGAAAGUCUUUCGAGGCCAAGUCCAACAAUAGCACGGUAGUUCCAGCACCUGUUAAGACCAUGGCGAAGGAAAUCACUGCGCCGGUUACAAAAUCCACUCCAACAACCGCGGUCAAUAGCAGUCAUGACCGUUUCUCAUCCUGGGACUCGCUGGCUUCGUCAUCCUCGGGCGUUUCGUCACUGCAAACGAACAGUUUGCUGGGCAAUGCGGUAGUCAACUGUACCGGAUCGUCCCAAACGUUACAGAGCACCCCCUCGGACUACGGUAGCUUCUCGUCGCUGGGAAGCAGCCAUAGUCUGAUCACACCCCAAGAUUUGCAACUGAUCAUCGAAGAAGCAGAUCCUCCACUGGCGACGCCGGAAGCUUUCGUUAUUGUUCUCCAGCGUGAGACUCCAGAGUCAAGUAUUGGAAUUACGUUGGCCGGUGGAUCAGAUUACGAAGCAAAGGAGAUUACGAUUCACAAGAUCUUGAACAACUCCCCAGCGGAGAAAGAUGGUAGAUUGCGACGAGGAGAUCGUAUUCUCUCCAUCAACGGACUGAGCAUGCGCGGAUUGACCCAUCGGGAGUCGCUAAGUGUACUAAAGACACCUCGCCCAGAAGUGGUCAUGGUGAUAACUCGGUCCAAAUCAUUGGUCAUCGAUAACAGCACCCUUUCGAAGACCAAAAGGCCUUCACUGGGAUCGCUGAGCUCGUUGGCAGAGAAAAACGAAAUUCCCGACUACGAGCGCAAGAUCAAAAUCCAGCACAAAGCGUCGCGAUCGCUUGAUCUGGAUCUGGAUAUUGUUUCCAACGAAGCUGAAAGCGUUUUCGAUGGAACCGCUUCAGAAGACGGUUUGCUCUCAGCUGAUGAGUCAAAAUGUUCCUCGAUCACACCUGCUAGUGAUGGUAUUGCCUCCCCAGUCGAGGGAAGCCGAGUAAUAGAAAUUCUUAAGGACGGUGCCGGUCUCGGGUUCUCAAUCGAAGGUGGUUUCGAUUCGCCUACCGGAAACAAGCCGCUUAUGAUCAAGAAGAUCUUCAUGGGUGGCGCCGCGGAAAAAUCCGGCUUGCUGAAGGCCGGCGAAGAAAUUGUUGCCAUUAAUGACAUUUCAAUCGAGCGCAUGACUCGGAUACAAGUCUGGAACAUGAUGAAGAAACUACCGAAUGGUAACGUGCGGAUCAUGCUCAAGUGAUCGGAUUUCCCGUGUGCCGGAGAGUGGUUGGAUGUAUACAAAGAGAGAUCGAGACACCGAAAGAGAGCGAGCCGUACUUUUUUACACGUUACGUUUUGCUAUAAAUAUAUAUUUACUGUAGGAAAACUAUGCUAGUUCAAUAAGGCAGAAUGCAAUUCGCGCCAAGCGAUUCAAUUCAGCAGCAAUAAUAAUCAAAUUAUUAUCUCUAUUUUUCGUAUACAGCCCAAGCUUUUUAAAAAAACCCUUAGGAGUAAGAAAAUUGUUGAUUGUAUAUUUUAUAUAUUUGCCCCUUUUGGAACGUUGUAUACAAAAAAGUAAUUUAUAAACUUUUUGGAAUGCGCCCGAAUCCAACUGAAACAAUUUGGACCGAGAACGCAAAUCAAAAAUUAAUUUAGACUGAUCUGUGUAUAGAAAAUGGAGCAAAAAACUGGGUAACGUAUCUGUGAAAAAAACUAAAUUCAAAUCAAAUCGAAACAAACGAUCGCGAUUGUUCUAGUUUAAGCUAUUUUGAGCAAACGUGUGGAACGCAUUUCCACGGAAUCGUACUAACACUAGCAAUAGAACUAUCGCCCAGCAGUUCAAGGCAAUUAACAAGCGAUGAGCCCGGCCACUUGGCCACAAACACACAUAGGAUACAAUUCGAUGCAAUUUUUUCAAACAAGAAACUUCUUGCCCGCCCUAUCCCCUUUGGCCACACCUGCGCUGGUACAAGGGCACUAAUGAUACAUACUACGGACUAAUCGUAACAAUUAUUUUAAUCGGGCUCUAGAGUAUUGUUUUUAUCGAUAGCGUGUAUUUGCUGAAAGCCGAAAUUAAUCACGCUGCCCCGCUUGUUUCUAAUCCCCCUUAUUUAAUUUUUCGUUUUGAUUUUUGCAUUUUAUUUUUAUUCGUGUAGAUAUUUAUCAAUGAUCAAUAGAGGAAACCCCGUUUAAAUAAAAUUUAUGAUGGAAAAAACUUUUUCAAAAAAUA
Aedes aegypti (yellow fever mosquito) is the source of this 6962-nucleotide messenger RNA. RefSeq lists its product as uncharacterized. Bases 2103 to 5993 code for a protein of 1296 amino acids. The record is from RefSeq and is a predicted model, not a curated record. The transcript is spliced from 9 exons. Gene Ontology annotation, molecular function: protein binding. Lineage: Eukaryota; Metazoa; Arthropoda; Insecta; Diptera; Culicidae.